ACUAAGAAUGACUAGACUCUACGACUCUAGAAUCUAGAUAAUGUCGGCUAGAUCUUGAUCUCUAGAUUACUCUAGAUUUAGAGUCUACUUAGGUAGUCUAGUACUAGAUCUAGAUUAUAUCUAGAUCUAUAAUUAAAUAAUAUAAUACUAAAUCUAGAUCAGUCAUCAUUAGUAAUUCUUUUUCUUAUUUAGCAUGAAUCACUCAGAGUUGUAUCUCAUGGUUUUCACUGAGAUGUGAAGUGAUUGGAUCAAGUUCAAGUCAAACAGGAUUUCAUAAACUAAAAAAAUGAGUAUGGACAAUGCAAGCCUUGGUUAUGCGGAUGCUGCUACUGGUGAUUCCAAAGAAGCAGUUUGUCAGCUUAGCAGCCUGGAUCACACUAAGCAGCUGAUAGCUAACAUUGAACAGAUGCGCCUUGAUUCAAACUAUUCUGAUGUCACAAUAAUAAUUGAUGACAUUCAAUUUCCAUGCCAUAAAGUAAUACUUGCUGCUGGGUCCCCAUAUUUCAAAUCAAUGUUUGCUUCUGGCAUGCUAGAGAGUAAGAAGAAAGAUAUUGAAAUGAAGCAGAUCGACCCAUUUGUGUUUGGACUUGUUCUGCUCUUCAUAUACACUGGAAAUGUAGAGAUAUCUGCUAACACAGUCCAUGAACUUUUUAUUCAAGCACAACUUUUUCAGAUAAACCAGUUGGUAGAGCUUUGUGUGAAAUAUCUGGAGCAGUCAAUGAACGAGUCCACUUGCUUAGCAGCAAUGACUUUAGCUGAAGCUCAUGGCCACAAACCCAUGUACGAUUACUCCUUGACCUUUGCCUGCCUCAAGUUUGACACACUGAGAGAUGAUGAGGACUUUGUGACGCUUUCUAUUAAAUGUGUGGUAGACUUAUUGAAAGACAGGAGACUGAAGUGCAAUAGUGAAGAAGAGGUUUAUGAGGCUGCUGUUCGCUGGUUGGAUCAUGAUAUUGAGCACAGAAAGUGUUACAGAUAUAAAAUUUUAUCUUGUAUCAAGUUCCCUCACAUCAAUCAAAGCUAUUUGAUGGACGUGGUCAUUAAAGCUGGGCAUUUAUCUGAUGAUCAACGUGGCAGGGAGUUAUUAGACGAAGCAGUUCUUUACCACACAGUGCCUUCACGCAGACACAUGUUGCCUUCUUAUCAGUUCACCCCACGCUAUACUUUUCCUUACCAUGAGUGUGCUGUUCUGCUUGGUGGUCGUCUCCUGGAUGGACUCAGCAAUGAAGUGGAGUGCUACAGGUCCGAUAGCCAAGAAUUUUCUCAGCUUAGAACGCUCCCUUUCAAGAAAAGGAAUGAGUUUGCUGCAUGUGCUGUGGGAGAUGAAAUCUAUGUAUCCGGGGGCCUUCGAAGCUGUGAAUUUUGGAAGUAUGAUCCAACAUUUGAUUCAUGGUUGCGAGGUGCUAACAUGCUUGUUGCUAGACGCCGCCAUGCCAUGGCAGCUGUGGAUCACACUAUUUUUGUACUAGGUGGUUUUGAUGAAGAAGUUGUAUUAGAGUCCAUCGAAAAAUGGGACAGAAAGUCUAAUAAGUGGGAGGAGGCUGGACGGUUGUCCCAAGCAGUAGAAAACAUGGGAUUUGUGGCUUUUGGUAAAAACAUUUACCUUUUUGGUGGCAAAAACAUAGAAGAGUUUGUGACCAACACCGUCCAAUGUUUUGACACUACUACUUUGACAUGCUCCAUCUUACAGAAAUCUCUACCUGCCCAUGACAUGUGUCUAAGUGCUUGUGUUCUUGACGGUUCAAUCUAUGUUGUGGGUCUGGAAGGUUUCUUCAAGUACACUCCUGCAGAGGAUGAGUGGGAGCUUCUCCAAGACAUGAAUCUGCCCAGGGACUUUGUCAGCCUUGCCGUUCUGGACCAGCAGCUCUAUGCUUUUGGGGGGAGGAGACGUGGUGCAAAAGACAAUUUGUACUCAGAUGCCAUAGAGAAAUACAACCCAGAACUAAACACAUGGGAAUCUGCAGGGACAUUACCCAUACGGAUGUACUCUUAUGGAUGUGUGAGGAUAUUGCUUAGCCAGCAAAAGUCUGGACAAGAAACUUCAAAUAUUAAAGUUAAAAAAUCUGAGGGCUGAAAAUAAGCAUUUGAUAUUUAGUGUAUUUAAUAAUUUAUUUUCAAUGAUAUAAAAUGUGUUCACAUUGGAGUGAAUAGCUAUCAUAUCAUUUCCUUGGCUGUGGUUUGUAAAUAUUUUGUAACAUUAGAAACAAAAAUUUCUACUUAAUGAUUUUUUGUUGAACAUUGAAUUUCUAUGUACAAAUACCUAUCAAAUAAUUAAAUGCAAGUUUCGAUUAUGGCUCACAAAAAAAAACUAUUUGAAAAUACAGCAAAUUAUAUUUUCAAAGAAGCAACAAUAAUUUCAAUAUUUUGUAGAAGUGGAGUAUUUUUAAUAUCUUUAAAAAAAACUUUAAUAGUUUACUUUGACAUUGUCCAAUACUGUAAUUAAAAAUUAUUUUAAGCAACAGUAUAAAAACCUAACCUGUACAAAGACAAAACUUGAGAUUUCAUCAAAUUGGAAUUAGUUGAUAUUGUUUUGAGAAAGAUUUCAAGUCAUAUCUCCAUGUCAUUUUGUGGGCCAUCAAUUUUUAUUUUUAUUUACUUUAAGUAGACUAAUCUACUUGUUACGAAAUUUCGAUGUAAGAAUCUUUCCCAGGGCCUAAGUUGGAUUACUUUGAAAGAAAACUUUUGUUUUCUUAUAAAUAAAAAAAAUCAUAUUUAAAAUUUAAAUAAAGAAAAAAAAAUAUUUAAGUACUUUUAUGAAGCAUGGUAAAUAAAAGUUUUUAAUUGUUGAUUCUGUAAUGUAUACAUGAAAAAAAACUUUUUUUAUUUCUGAUAAUGACUAUUCGAAUGAUUGAUAAUAGAUGUUGAUUGUUUUUUUCUGUACAUAAGAAAAUGUUUCAAUUUAAUGAUUAACCUUGGUAAUAGUGCAUAUUCACAUAUUAAUCAAGUCAUUGUAAGCUUUAUAGGACAUAACCUAUCUAUUAACAUAUUAUCCUAGAAACAUAUUUCAAUGUCUUGGAAUGUUUCAGACUUGUGUCACUAAAGUGGUGAUGACUGAAAACUGAAAUGAAAUCAUGUCUCUUUUUGAUUUCUCUGACAACUCAAUAAUUUGUAAACAGCUUAAGGUUAACUCAAGCCAUCGUCCAGCCGUGGCACAGUAACCCCACGUAGCUUAGACCAGCAUUGUUAUCCUCAAGGUUACCAGGACUAAUCCAAUGUUCAUUUACCAACAUCUGCAUAAACUUCCACGUGUAAGAAGAAAUAUUUUCUAUAAGAAACUGUAUAAAAAUCAAGUUCUACUGAAAAAGUUUAAAAAAAAUUAAAUAAAUGUGCAGAAAAUGUUUAAAGAUUUAUGUAAUUUUUUUAUAUACUGCCAUUGAAAAAUCUGAUUUGGACAAAUCUGUUUUUGUCAUACGGUGCACUAACUUGAUAUUUUGUAACAUUUUGUUUAUUUCCAGUCUCCUAGCAAAGAUAUUUAUGUACAUGACAUUACUUUUAUUGAAAAAACAUUUGGUUUAAUACUCAAAUAAAACUCGAAUGAAACAA
Messenger RNA from Biomphalaria glabrata, 3543 nucleotides. RefSeq names its product kelch-like protein 24. The transcript is spliced from 7 exons. NCBI's taxonomy places the organism in Eukaryota, Metazoa, Mollusca, Gastropoda, Planorbidae. Bases 287 to 2074 code for a protein of 595 amino acids. The record is from RefSeq and is a predicted model, not a curated record. Gene Ontology annotation, molecular function: protein binding.